AAAAAAAAAAAAAAAAAAAAAAAGGAAAUAAUUAUUAGUGAGCACCGUCCAAGGAAGAUCGUGAGUUUUUUCGGUCCCCUGACCUCUCUCCUGGGCGGUGGUUUAGUUUUUCCCACUCUCGUGUGUUCCCAGACUUCUUUACCAAUAUUUUUUUCUGUCGGUGUGAACUUCUUCCUCCUUUUCUCUCUCGCAUUCUUCUCUUAAAAAGCCCAAGACGAUUCCCAAUUGCGAGUGAAUUGCUUUCUAAAACAUUGAUUCUCUUUUACAUUCCAAAAGAGGCAUACAUAGUUGAGAUCCAUUUUGACGGUAGAGACGCACAUACGUCAUUUACCUCUAGGUACUCACACACAAAUCCAAUUCCCAUUCAUCAGCCCGAGCAAACUGAAGCUCAGUUUCACUUCUCCAGCAACUCGAUUUACAUCCAACGCUGAUAACAUUUAACACAUAAAAAUCAAACUUCUCUUAUUCCUCUUCCUCUCUAGCCUCCUUACUUCGGAUCAAUACAUCCUAGUCUCCUAUCGCCAGGCUUUUUUCUUUUUUCUUUUUUUUUAAUCUUGUUCGAUCCAAUAAACAUACUUUUAUCCUCCUAAACAAAGUACGAGUGCAUACUUACGCCUCAUACCUCAUACGGCAUACACAAUGUUAUCACGAAACCUCCUUCGCGCCUCCGCACGAGCUGCUGGUGCCUCUGCCAGAGCUGCUGCUCCUCGAGCAACUCUCCCUGCCGGUGCAGCAUAUAUCCACAACAGCAACAAUCCUCUCAACAACGCAAGCAACAGGGACAAGAAGAUCCCUACGCCUCCUCCCGGUGCAUUCGCCCGUACGGACGACAGUAUUACCGUCGAGUACCCAGAAGAAGAUGCACUCCCUUCCUCUGCCCCCGUCCAAGGUCGCGGUGGCUUCCACAUGAAGCGAACCCUCGCCUCCUUCUCGCUCGAAGGUAAGGUCGGUGUAGUAACUGGUGGCGCUCGAGGCCUCGGGCUUGUCAUGGGUCAAGGCAUCGUUAUUAGCGGUGCCAACCUGGCAAUUGUUGAUAUGAACAAAGAAGAGGCCGAACGCCAAGCCGUCGAGCUGGUUGACGUGUUCCGCAAGGAGAACCCCGGCGCCACCAGGGUCCCCAAGGUCACCGCUCAUUACGCCGACGUGUCGGAUGCGGACUCGGUCCAGAGCUGCAUCGACGAGAUCAUCAAGGAGCACGGCAAGAUCGACCACCUCGUCACCAGCGCCGGCUUCACCGAAAACUACAACGCCGUCGACUACCCCAUCGACCGCAUGCGCAAGCUGUGGAGCGUCAACGUCGACGGCACAUACCUCUUCGCCAUCACCGUCGCCAAGCACCUGAUGGAGCGCAAGAGCCCCGGAAGCAUGGUUUUCAUCGGCAGCAUGUCCGGCGCCAUCGUGAACGUGCCGCAGCCCCAAGCUCCUUACAACACCGCCAAGGCCGCCGUCCGGCAUCUGGCUGCUUCCCUCGCCGUCGAGUGGGCCCACGCCGGCAUCCGCGUAAACUGCAUUUCCCCCGGUUAUAUGCUGACUGCGCUCACCGAGAAGAUCCUCGACGACAAGCCAGACCUCAAGAAGCAGUGGACCUCGCUUAUCCCGCAGGGGAAGAUGGGUCAACCCGUCGAUCUCAUGGGCCCCGUCACGUUCCUGCUGUCGGAUGCCAGCUCAUACGUGACGGGCGCCGAUCUCCGCGUCGACGGCGGUUACACUCUCACUUAAAGAGGUUUAAUCGUAACCCCCUAAACUUUCAUCCUUAUCCAUCUUCCAACAACCUUUUCUCAUUUCUUUAGAGGGAAACAUAUUCGGUGUAAAAAAAAGGGGGGGCAACAUAGAUAAAUGAUUUCUUUUUAUUCAAAGGGAGUUAAUUGGGCGGGGAUUUUUUUUUGUUCUUCUAUAAUAGAGGUUUACUCUUUUUUUCGUUUUCAAUCCCACGAGGAUGAAAAUCGGAUUGGAGGGGUAAACUCGUUCCGAAGAAGGAAAAGAAGAAUAAAAGAAGAAGCCAUAGUUGGUUGGCUCGUCCUCGCAGGAUAGGGAAUGAUGGUGAUGCUAGUAGUGAUGUUGAUGGCGAUGUUGACGACGACUAUUUGUACGUCAACCAGACAGAUAAGGUGUAGAGAAAGGAUCCAAGCCAAGGUACGGACGGAAUCGCGCAGCCAUAUAAGUGUUUUCGCAGUUUGGCAGAUAGGGUCAGUCGACUCAGGAGAAAUAUAUUGCGUGAUGAACAAUCAAACUUGAAUAUGUCCUUUCAUUUUGCCUUUUUUUUUUCUUGGCGUCUUAUUCAGUGGUUGUGUUUGACGUAAGAAGAGCGUAAAGAUUCCAACCUAUUUUGCGUAAUGAUCACGGUUGGGAAAAGAGAAAAGAAAAAAGGUAACCAGGAGUCCAAUUUCAUUAAAUUAAAAAAAAAAAAAAAAAAAAAAACAAUUUGAAAUGGGGAGAAAGG
Messenger RNA from Daldinia caldariorum, 2440 nucleotides. RefSeq names its product NAD(P)-binding protein. NCBI's taxonomy places the organism in Eukaryota, Fungi, Ascomycota, Sordariomycetes, Xylariales, Hypoxylaceae. The coding region runs from base 640 to 1719 and encodes 359 amino acids. The record is from RefSeq and is a predicted model, not a curated record. Gene Ontology annotation, molecular function: oxidoreductase activity, acting on NAD(P)H, oxygen as acceptor. Gene Ontology annotation, cellular component: intracellular anatomical structure. The transcript has 4 exons.